CAACUUACAAAGCAAGUAAAGAUGUUGAAAUAAUGUUUAUAAUUUUGACAGCUCACAGAAGCCACGCCCAGAUUCUGGUUCCUAGUAUUGUAUUGGCCAGACUGCCGGACACUGAGGUCCGUAUUGGCUGUUUUUCUUUCACAAGAAAGAACUCAGAAGAGAUUUGGAAUAUUAGGUUACAUUGUGGCAAAAUGGCGACUGUCAUUCAGAAUCCACUGAAAGCGCUCGGGGACCAGUUCUACAGGGAGGCCAUUGAGCACUGUCGCAGCUACAAUGCCCGCUUGUGUGCGGAGCGCAGCGUACGCAUGCCCUUCCUGGACUCUCAGACGGGCGUAGCUCAGAACAACUGCUACAUCUGGAUGGAGAAGCGGCACAGGGGGCCAGGGUUGGCAGCAGGUCAGAUGUACACCUACCCAGCACGUUGCUGGAGAAAGAAGAGGCGACUUCACCCACCACUUGACCCCCAGCUUCGCCUUUGUGAACUCCGACUCGAGGCAGAGCUGAUGGCCAAGAGAGAAGCCCCAGCGACAGAGGCCACGGCCCUGGAAGCACUGUUACGAGGUGAUGGGAUCUUGGACAAGAGGAACAAUAACUCCAAAGAGGAAGAGACACUACUGGAAAUCCAGAGGGUGCUUGAGGCAGAUGAAAAUGGGGAUGGUUUCCAUGACGAUGAAGAUUUUGAAGCGGACACACCAAAGAGGAAGCAUCGAAACAAAGGCAGGGGUCGAGGCUCUGCACGCAGGCGAACAGAGGCAGUGGCCAACGACGAUCAAGAUAAACCCUACGUCUGUGACAACAGAUACAAACAAAAGCAUAACUCCAAAACUGCUGACUCAGUUUGUGGGAAGCGUUACAAAAACCGUCCUGGACUAAGCUACCAUUACACCCAUACUCACCUUGCUGAAGAGGAGGGUGAGGAAGAACGUGAAACUGAAAUCCCCCAAUCUCCUCCUAUCCACCAUGAGAAUCAUAAACCACAGAAAGGGCCUGAUGGCACGAUCAUCCCUAAUGACUACUGUGACUUUUGUCUGGGAGACUCAGGCUCUAAUAGGAAGACAGGCCAGUCUGAGGAGCUGGUUUCCUGUUCAGACUGCGGCCGUUCUGGCCAUCCUUCAUGUCUGCAGUUCACAGACAACAUGAUGCAGGCUGUUGGAACGUACCAGUGGCAGUGCAUCGAGUGUAAAUCCUGCAGUCUGUGUGGCACCUCAGAGAACGAUGAUCAGCUUCUGUUCUGUGAUGACUGUGAUCGGGGAUACCACAUGUACUGCCUUAAGCCUCCCAUGACACAGCCACCCAAGGGAAGUUGGAGUUGUCAUCUGUGUCUUGGUCUGCUGAAAGAUAAGGCAUCUGGUUUCGGAGAGCCCUAGGCUUUGAGGAGGUUCUGCACAGUCACACACAGACACGCACAGUUGACUCAGGAUAGAUGUUUGUCUUGGUUUUGCUCUGUAAAUCUCCUCCUGUAGUAGUGUGAAGUUGAGUCUUCCUCUACCUCCAUGUUACAAACAUUUUCCUCAACCAAGUCUAGGCAGUCGGUAGUCUACCUCCCAUCCUGCUCACUAGCAAACCCAAAGGCAGGUUUGAGUCCAGAUUGUCAGAUAACCUACAAACAUGAGUCUAAUUAUAUAAUACAAAAAGUACUUAGUUAAAUAGCAACACCAGCACAAUAACUGUAAUAUUACAAUUAAAUUAAGUGAUAAUCAACCUCAUAUACUGUACACACAGAAGCUUUUGAGCUGUGAUUCUAAGCUAUUAUUUCUUUGAAAUUAUGAUGGACAAAGCCACUUUUAACAAAUAACAAACCAGUAUACGUUAUUUGCCGUUUAUACUGUAAGUCUUUAAUAAAAAAGCAACAAACUUAUUUCGGAGACACACACCAGUAGUAUGAAGCAAAACCAUUUUAAUUUUAGUUCAUGUUUUCAAUGUGUCUGUGAUGUCUGUAAGAUCAUAUGAUUUCUUGCAAGAUAUUUUUGGCUCAUAACCUGUUUGAUGUAUAGAGGAUGAUUGUGAUUAGAAGCUCAUCUUUCUUACUGGGAUCCUCAUUCAGGUAGACAUUUAGAGCUUAGUAUCUGAAAGCAAUCUUUAAACUAAAUGGCAAAAAAUACCUUUUCCAUGUAUUGAAGCAGCACUUGGCUUUGACUUCAGGACUGGAAAAUAAUGCUGUUGAGUGUUUUUUAUUUGUACUUUUAUAUAUAUAAUUAAGCAGACAAUCGUGUGGUUGGUAAAUUACAUGAUAGCCAUCAUAUUCAAAUACACCUAUAAUGCUUUUCUUGUUUUACUUUUUCAAGCCUGCUUUUACAAGACUGUUUAAUAUUUCAUUACAUUUUGUGGGACAAACUGUAUCUUUGCUGCUGGAACAUUCCAGUUUUGUCUGUUGCCCUUCAUACCUCUCUGAGUGAAACAUCUGUUCACUCCAUUUUGUAUUUCUUUGCUCGUGAUAUAUUAGCAUUUCUAUUUCCAUCUGGCCAUUCUCUCAUGUCAUUCCCACCUCCUUCACCUGUAUAAUACAGCAGAGGCUCUAUUUUCAGAGCCACUUCAUCAAUGCUCUCAAGAUCUAGCGAUCUGUUGAAUAUUUUAGCUAUGCAUUUUUAUCUGUUUUAAAGGUCAUUUACAUUUGUUUUUCAGUUUAAGAAAUGUAUUAAAGGUUGCAAAAUCAAACUACUUUUGAUGAUGUUAAGAAUCUAUUCAUCUAACCAUAGUUAGGCCUUUGGAGCAAAGAAAAAAAGAUGGAAAACAAAAACUGAUAGUUGAUACUUUAUGACUUUUGCACUUAAAAUAGUUAACCCAUUCUAAAUCUAAACCUUAGUUUAUCUUUUUUUUCAGACUUUAAACCUGAAAACCUGUUUAUUUAGACUCUACAUUUGUAAACUGGGUUAACAAUCUUUUUUUUGGAUAUUACUCGAUAUUGAUUGGAGGAACACAGCGAGGGCUUUGUUUAAAUAUCUCCUCGUCUCUUCCUCAAUGUACCAUCCACUCUGUCCGGAAUAAAAUGUAAGAAUAAUUUGGUCUAUUCUGCAGUGUUAUCAAGGAAUUUUCCCUCAGACGAGUUUCUGUGACUGUACUAAACUCACAAAUAUUUAAUGAAGCAGGCGCUAUUCAGGGUUAUGGCUGGUUAUUUUUGGCUAAAAAACUACCUGAGGGCAGCAGUCAAAAUAAAAAUGGGGAACUGAUUUUUAAUGAUUUUAACUUAUAAACUGCUAAAAAAAAAAUCUACUGUGAGGUUGUUAAUUGAUGGCAUUUGGUGGUAUGUUGUUAACCUCGUGUACCAGCCAUAGACUGUAUAAAAACAGGUACCCGCAUAUACGAGAUGCCUUUGUCGUUUAGUAACGGAAUUCCUAGUGAAAAACUACAUUACCCAUAAUUCUUUCACCAGAAAUUUCCACCAGAGAAUCGCAACGUGAAAAUUGCACCAAAAGACACCUUACAUAGAUUUAUGUUUUUAAAUUUGACUCGCGAUUGUAGAUCUUGUUCUCAUGAAAGCUGUCUUGUACUUUUGUCUAUUUGUUUGAUUUUCAAAUACUUUUUUAUUCAAAUUAAAGUUUGGAAUGUUCUGAAUCACCUGAUUCAGCUUAUAAUUCUUUAACGAGAACUAAAAAUCCCCAUAGGAAAAAUACUUAAAAACUGCUAAAUCUCUUAAAGUAAAUUUCUUAAGUAAAAGUUUAAUACUUUUCAUUGCCUGGGGUUAAAAGAAGGUAUAAAAAGAUAACCCAGGGUUAAGCUACAAACAGCUCCAUUAUACCAACACAAGCAUCGAAAUGAAUUCAUCUAGUCCAAAAGUAGAAAAAUGUUUUUCAAUGUGAAGUACUUUAUAGUCACCCCAAUUUAACUGUUAUCUGCCUGUUACAAUGUCAUUUGUUGUAUAUAAUCAUCUGUAAUUCAAACACAAAUGUUGACUUUUUAAUCCUUUGCGAUCCAGAAUGCUUUUGUACUUGUUUUUUUAUUAUUAUUAUUUGUCGUCUUUUCCUUUUUAUCCGUGUUGUAAUGUAAAAUUUAAUCAAUAAAUAAAUAAUAAAAGUUAAA
Messenger RNA from Carassius carassius (crucian carp), 4017 nucleotides. Its product is annotated as zinc finger protein DPF3-like. Gene Ontology annotation, biological process: nervous system development. The record is from RefSeq and is a predicted model, not a curated record. Bases 33 to 1367 code for a protein of 444 amino acids. Gene Ontology annotation, cellular component: nBAF complex; nucleus. The transcript has 12 exons. Lineage: Eukaryota; Metazoa; Chordata; Actinopteri; Cypriniformes; Cyprinidae.